AUUUGUCAAAAUUGCGCCGCGCAUUUGUUUUCCCCAUGAAAACAAAACGAAGCGCCUUUUCCACUUCUGCGUUAACGUGAAAUUCGUGUUAAAACUCAAAUAAAAGCAAGUUUUCGUAGUCAGAUUCCGACGAACACGCAAAGAUGUUCGGGACACCAACGCUGGGGCAAACAUCCGCCUUCGGGGCGGCAAACACAACGGCCGUGGUCAACCCGAUGAAGGACUUUGAGGUGAUCUCCCCACCGGAAGACACGGUUUCGGCGAUGGAAUUCAGCCCGGCCACCUUGCAGCAGAAUUUCCUGAUUGCCGGAAGUUGGGAUUGCAGCGUCCGCUGCUGGGAAGUUGAGCAGAGUGGAAAAACAGUUGGAAAAUCUAUCAAAACUAUGGGUGGACCUGUUUUGGAUGUUUGCUGGGCGGAUGAUGGCAGCAAAGUUUUCAUUGCAUCAACCGAUAAGCAGGUUAAAUGUUGGGAUCUGGCAUCGGAUCAAGUAGUGCAGGUUGCGCAGCAUGACGCUCCGGUCAAAACUUGCCACUGGGUUAAAGGCACUAAUUAUACAUGUUUGAUGACCGGAUCCUGGGAUAAGACGCUUAAAUUCUGGGAUACAAGGACACCACAGCCGAUGAUGUCGAUUCAGUUGCCUGAGCGUUGUUACUGUGCUGAUGUUGAUUAUCCGAUGGCCGUGGUCGGAACCGCUGGAAGACAUGUUUUCAUCUAUUCGCUUGAAAAUAAGCCGACCCAGUACAAGCAGCAAGAGAGUCCGCUUAAAUAUCAGCAUCGUAACGUCUCGAUUUUCCGAGACAAAAAGAAAAUCCCAACUGGAUAUGCGCUCGGUUCGAUUGAGGGUCGCGUGGCAAUCCAGUACGUUAACCCGUUGAAUCCGAAAGAUAACUUCACCUUUAAGUGUCAUCGCUCUAAUGGUUCCACCGGAUAUCAGGACAUUUAUGCUGUUAACGAUAUCGCAUUCCAUCCCAUUCAUGGAACACUGGCCACAGUUGGUUCUGAUGGGACGUUCAGUUUCUGGGACAAAGAUGCGCGAACCAAAUUGAAAUCAUCGGAAACGAUGGAACAAUCCAUUACCAAAUGUUGCUUCAACGCUUCCGGUCACAUCUUCGCCUACACUGUGGGCUACGAUUGGUCCAAAGGACACGAACACAACAACCCCCAGAAGAAAACCUACAUCUUUUUGCGGUCCUGCUACGAGGAACUCAAACCGAGAGCUUCAAAUUAGACUUGAGGUUAAUUUAUCUUGUCAUCUACGCUACAGUGCAUUCUCAAUAAAAUUGUCCUGAUCUGGAA
This is a messenger RNA of Uranotaenia lowii, 1297 nucleotides long. It is a transcript of the gene Rae1, whose product is annotated as protein Rae1. Gene Ontology annotation, biological process: transcription-dependent tethering of RNA polymerase II gene DNA at nuclear periphery; RNA export from nucleus. Gene Ontology annotation, cellular component: nuclear pore. The transcript is spliced from 2 exons. The record is from RefSeq and is a predicted model, not a curated record. NCBI's taxonomy places the organism in Eukaryota, Metazoa, Arthropoda, Insecta, Diptera, Culicidae. Gene Ontology annotation, molecular function: RNA binding; ubiquitin binding. Bases 144 to 1229 code for a protein of 361 amino acids.